Calidris pugnax (ruff) is the source of this 1600-nucleotide messenger RNA. RefSeq names its product MPN domain containing (gene MPND). Gene Ontology annotation, biological process: double-strand break repair. Gene Ontology annotation, cellular component: BRCA1-A complex; BRISC complex. Gene Ontology annotation, molecular function: polyubiquitin modification-dependent protein binding; metallopeptidase activity. Lineage: Eukaryota; Metazoa; Chordata; Aves; Charadriiformes; Scolopacidae. The record is from RefSeq and is a predicted model, not a curated record.
AUGCGCACACCCACACCCACGCAGGUGCACGGCCACGGCGGGACCCCCCCCACGGUGCGCACCGCGGGGCGCCCACGGAGCGGGGGGGGACACACAGCCCGGGACACCCCGGGAACUCCUAGGAGCGCUGGCGGCCGCCUCCCCCGGAGGGGACGAGUGCCUGGAGGAGGACGAGGACGAGCUGGAGCCGGGGCUGGAGGAGGCGGAGGCCGAGGCGGAGGGGGGGAGCGGGGCGAAGGCGGCGGGGGGCACCCGGGGGGCGUGCUCACCCGCCGCGGCAUCACCCUGCGCGUCCUGCUCCGCGACGGGCUCCUCGAGCCGGCCCGGGGGGUCCUCUCCAUCUACUACCUGGAGGAGGAGAUGCCCGAGGAGGAAGAGGAGGAGGCGAUGAAGGAGGGUCGGGCGCCCGUGCCGGCGCCGGCGGCUGCCAAAAAACCGGAGGAGAGGAGCAAGAAGCAGCAGUGCAAGAGCCUGGUGGAGCCAACGGGGACGGAUCAUGGCCCCCCAGGGAAAAGGCCGGAGAGCAAACCCCGGGUGCCCGUGCGCUACUGCACCCUGGGCACCCGCGACUCCGCCAGGAACCCCCAGACCCUGGUGGAGGUGACGUCCUUCGCCGCCAUCAACAAGUUCCAGCCCUUCAACGUGGCCAUCUCCAGCAACGUCCUCCUGCUCCUGGAUUUCCACAGCCACCUGACGCGGAGCGAGGUGGUGGGCUACCUGGGUGGGCGGUGGGACACCAACACGCAGCUGCUGACGGUGCUGAGAGCCUUCCCCUGCCGGACCCGCCUGGGAGAUGCUGAAGCCGCCGGUGCCGUGGAGGAGGAGAUCUGCCAGAGCCUGUUCCUGCGGGGGCUGUCGCUGGUGGGCUGGUACCACAGCCACCCCUUCGGCCCCGCGCUGCCCUCCCUGCACGACAUCGACGCCCAGAUGGAUUAUCAACUCAAGCUCCAGGGCAGCGGCAACGGCUUCCAGCCCUGCCUGGCCCUCAUCUGCGGACCCUACUAUCACGGCAACCCUGGCGUGGAGUCCAAAAUCGCGCCUUUCUGGGUGAUGCCACCACCGGAGCAACGGCCCAAUGACUACGGCAUCCCCAUGGACGUGGAGGUGGCCUACAUCCAGGAUGGCUUCCUCACCAACGAUGUUCUGCAGGAGAUGACGCUGCUGGUGGAGUUUUACAAGGGGGCCCCAGACCUGGUGAAGUUUCAGGAGCUGUGGAGUCAGGAUCAGACCUACCUGGACAAACUGAAGGGCUCCCUGGCCUCCCGCACCCCCAAAGACCAGAGCUUCACCCACAUCCUGGAGCAGAUCUACAGCCUCCUCAAGCUCAGCGGCUGAGGGGCCGGGACCCCCCUCCUCGACUCUGACCAGGUGCCUUCCCAGCAGCUGGGGGGCUGAGCUUGGCAGCCCCCCCCCAUCCAGUCCGAGGGGCUCAUCCAGACCCCGUGUGGGGCAGCGCCGUGGGGACACCACAUCGCUCCUGGGGGCUCGCCCGAGGGGUCCCGGGACCCCCCACCCCUGCCCUGGGGGGGUGAUGGUGGUGGGACUCUGGGCUGUAAGUUGUUUGUGGAAGUGGUAGUUGAUUAAAGAGCAGUUCCUGAGA